Caenorhabditis briggsae is the source of this 855-nucleotide messenger RNA. The transcript has 8 exons. The record is from RefSeq and is a predicted model, not a curated record. The coding region runs from base 1 to 855 and encodes 284 amino acids. Lineage: Eukaryota; Metazoa; Nematoda; Chromadorea; Rhabditida; Rhabditidae.
AUGGAACCCAGGUCGCUAUUUUUAUGUUUUUUGCUGAUUAACACUGUUCUAGCCGAUACGAAAAGUUCAGAUGACGAUGGUUUCUACAAGUUUCUAUCAGACUCUUUUCAGAAAGAUGAAGAAAUCCGUCGAGCUCCACCUCCACCGCCAAAGGAACGUAACAAACCGAAAGAAUAUGAGCCAGCUAAGCUAGCAGAUAUAGUUCAACUACCAGGAGGCUAUAACCCGCUUCCCGGUCGAACAUCAUUCGGUGACUACUGGCCACUCAUGCCGAUGUCCAACCAAUAUCACGCAGCGGUGACCUAUGAUACGUCAAAAGGAAGGCACGUCGGCGGUGACAUCCUUGUUCCUGUUCCUUAUUGGAACAAUUUUUUGAACAUCGGAGGACACUACAUCGAACGUUUUCAGGAAGAAUGGGUCAAAGUCGGAUAUGUGAACAGUCCAGUUAACAUGUUAGGACUAACCAAAGAACAAAUUACUAGACUUCUUUCAGAUCCAUCACUUCAUUAUAAUAGACAAAUUCACCCCAAGCUACCAGUUGGUGCAUUACCAAGAGAAUAUGAGCCAAUUUCUUGCAAACCACCGCUGUGUAAUCCUUACCAAGGAACUCUAGGUGUCGGGGUCGAAGCAAAUUACCAUAUUGAAGAUGGAGUGGAAGGAGAGCUUGAUCUGCCGAUACCGGUUGGAAAAGAUAUUGCCUAUCGUUUCCCACUUUCCGGAAACAUUCAUUAUGACCAUGAUGACACUUCCUUUAACUAUGGACAGAAUCUGAGCCCACUCGAUCCGCUUGGUCCUGGAUUUCCAGAUGAAAAGAAAACGAAUCCUAGAACUUUCAAGUUCCAGACGUCUCAAUAA